This is a messenger RNA of Morchella sextelata, 1188 nucleotides long. RefSeq lists its product as uncharacterized. Gene Ontology annotation, molecular function: protein serine/threonine kinase activity; ATP binding. Gene Ontology annotation, biological process: protein phosphorylation; meiotic recombination checkpoint signaling. The record is from RefSeq and is a predicted model, not a curated record. NCBI's taxonomy places the organism in Eukaryota, Fungi, Ascomycota, Pezizomycetes, Pezizales, Morchellaceae. Gene Ontology annotation, cellular component: cytoplasm; nucleus. The transcript has 4 exons. Bases 1 to 1188 code for a protein of 395 amino acids.
AUGUCGUCCACAAUAUCUCUAAGUCCUGAGCACGACGAUUGGAGAUUUGAGGCAGAUUUCUCGGGACCUAGGGACGUGGUUCAGCUGAGUCGCAGAGCACCCGACAACACGACUUGUACGCGAUUAUGGCACAGAGAAGAAGAUAUCGGGCAAGGACAUUUCGGCGAGGUUUAUAUUCAGCGAUACACGGAUCCUGACACCGGGGAAGCACACCGCCGCGCGGUAAAGGAGAUUGCGUAUCCAGAGAUGUUCGUCAUGUUCCACGGAUGGUAUCAAGACAGUAACAAAACUAUGUUCAUAAUUACGGAUUAUGUUUCUGGGGGAAAUCUGGAUGAAUAUAUGCGAAGAGACAGACCGGGCAUUAAGGCAAGCUGCCGUGAAGUUACUAUACAGCUCCUAAAAGCAAUUGAUGCACUUCACCUACACUCGAUAUGCCAUCGUGAUUUAAAACCAUCGAACAUUCUUAUCGCUUCACUCACCCCAUUACUCAUCAAGGUUUGUGAUUUUGGGAUCGCAAAGUCAUGUUUCAAGGACGAUAGUUCUUUGAAAACCGAGGUUGGUACGGCAAAGUAUAUGGCGCCCGAGAUAUCAGGAUAUUUCCCAAGGGCACAGCUCGCCCAUACGAGAAGAUACACCGCAAUGGUAGACAUCUGGUCUUUGGGAAUGAUUUCACACGAGCUUUUUACUGGAAACUUGCCCUUUUGGAAUCCGAUUCCUUCUGAACCAGAUGAGGACUACUCCAUGUCCGGAAUUGAUCAUGGACCAUGCGACGAUGUUCUGGCUACGUCCUUUGAGCCUAGAGAAUUUUUAAAUUACUGUGAGGGAUCUCGCGCCCUUCCCGACAAUCAUUUAAACGUUAGUGCGGCGCCAGAUAUUUUCAAAGACUUUAUCAUAUCUUUAUUAAGACCCAAUCCAACGGAACAUCCAGAGGCAUGCAUAGCGUUGAAACAUCCUUGGAUUACUCGAACAAUGGCUAAGCUGGGUACUGCCCUUUCCGAUCUGUUCAUCGCCAGGUGUGCUCGUACUGUUGGUUUAGGCCCGAAACUACGUGACAAUCUAGAAUCAGAACCAGAUGACAAUUCGAAACUGGAACCAGGUGGAGACCCAGGAUCCGAACCAGCUGUUGGCUUAGACCCAGUCCCAUGGGGCGGCCGUUUUCAAAUGGGGUACUCCGGCGAGGAUUACUAG